Messenger RNA from Neogale vison (American mink), 1567 nucleotides. RefSeq names its product complement C3a receptor 1 (gene C3AR1). Gene Ontology annotation, molecular function: complement component C3a receptor activity; G protein-coupled receptor activity; complement component C5a receptor activity. The coding region runs from base 65 to 1513 and encodes 482 amino acids. The record is from RefSeq and is a predicted model, not a curated record. The transcript is spliced from 2 exons. Gene Ontology annotation, cellular component: plasma membrane. Gene Ontology annotation, biological process: complement receptor mediated signaling pathway; phospholipase C-activating G protein-coupled receptor signaling pathway; positive regulation of cytosolic calcium ion concentration. Lineage: Eukaryota; Metazoa; Chordata; Mammalia; Carnivora; Mustelidae.
AAGAGGAAGUGCUCAGCAAAUUUCCUAAACAUUCUUCACAGCUUGAUUGUGGAGAAGUUCAGCAAUGGAGCCUUCCUCUGCUGAUAACAGUUCAACUGACCUACCCUCACAGCCCUGGUACGAACCCCAAGUCAUUCUCUCCAUGGGCAUUCUCAGCCUCACUUUCUUGCUGGGGUUGCCAGGCAAUGGGCUAGUGCUGUGGGUGGCUGGCCUAAAGAUGCAGCGGACAGUGAACACCAUUUGGUUUCUCCAUCUCACACUGGCCGACUUCCUCUGCUGCCUCUCAUUGCCCUUCUCCCUGGCUCACUUGGCGCUGCAAGGACACUGGCCCUAUGGCUGGUUCAUGUGCAAGCUCAUCCCCUCCAUCAUCAUCCUCAACAUGUUUGCCAGUGUCUUCCUGCUGACUGCCAUUAGCCUGGAUCGUUGCCUUUUGGUCCUCAGGCCAAUCUGGUGCCAGAAUCACCGCAAGGUGGGGACAGCCUUCGCUAUCUGCGGAUGUAUAUGGGUGGUGGCUUUUGUAAUGUGUAUGCCCGUGUUCGUGUACCGGAAAACAUUCGCUGUAGAUGACCAUUACGUGUGUGGCUACAGUUUUAGUCCCUACAGCUCCUUUGGUUAUUCAAACUUCACCAGUGAUCUACUGGAAAAUAAGUCUCUUGACAACUCCACUGUGCACCUGCCUGGAGAAAUGGAUGAGGGAUUAGAGUCUUUCUCUUUACAAGCAAAUGAUCUUCCUUGGACAGCCACCACUAUCCUCUAUUCUCAAACAUUUCAAAGAACUUCUGGAGAGUCACCCCCUGUGGAUUCAGCUAAAUUGUCUAGUCAAUAUCCAUAUUAUAAUUUUCUUGCUAGUAAGGUCUCAUCUAUAAGCCCCAGUGGGUUUCCUAUUGAAGAUCACAGAACUAACCCACCAGAUAACUCUGAGAGUUUUCUCUCUACCAAUUUAGACCUUUACUCUGGUACUUCUAGCAACUCCUUAUAUGCACAUGAGCUAUUCCAAAAUCUCCAGGAUUAUGAUGUAGGCCAAUUUUCAUACAACAAUCAAGUACUAACAGCCCUGAUGGCAAUAACCAUCACUAGACUAGUGAUGGGUUUCCUUCUGCCCUUUAUGGUCAUGAUGACCUGUUAUGGCCUCAUUAUCUUCCGAAUGCGACGCAGCCGCUCCACCAAGUCUCGGACCAAAACCUUGCGAGUGGCCAUGGCUGUGGUGGUUGUCUUCUGUGUCUGCUGGGCUCCAUACCACAUUAUUGGAGUCCUAUCAUUGUUUUUUGACUCAGAAACUCCCUUAGGAAAAGCUCUGCUGUCUUGGGACUACGUGUCCGUUGCUCUAGCAUCUGCCAAUAGUUGCUUUAAUCCCUUCCUCUAUGCCCUCCUGGGAAAAGAUUUCAGGAAGAAAGCCAAACAGUCCAUGAAGGGCAUUCUGGAGGCGGCUUUCAUUGAAGACCUCGCACACCCUACCAGCUGUCCCCAAAGCAAAGUCUUUUUGGAAAGAAAGCGUAUCAGUACACCUGUGUGAAGAUACGGAGCUGUGGACCCAAGCCAAGGUUCUUAGGUAUUCACGCAGUGAGAC